AUGACGGUUCGUCAAAAAUGCGAGCAGAGCUCGCCAACACGGGAAAAUGGCGGGGGCUUCGACGAAAUAUCACUCGAGAGGCUUGGGCGUGAGCGACCGCCAUCAUUCUCGGGAGCAUGGCCGGAAGUCGCAUUUUGCUUCUCUAUUAUCAUGUCGCAGAUUCUGGCGGAAUACUACAUAUCAGGAUCUAAUGUCCUCCUUCCGACAUUGAUAGAGGAACUGGACUUUCCCGCUGCGUCUGCCAUCUGGCCCUCGACUUCCUUAUCUUUAGCAGUGACCUCUACUCUCCUCAUCUUCGGCCGACUAACGGACAUGUUCGGCGGCUAUGCGAUUUAUAUUGCCGGCGCCGGAUGGCUCACGAUAUCUUCUAUCCUAUGCGGCGUCUCGCAGUCGUGGCUCAUGCUAGUCAUCUUUCGUGCGCUGCAGGGCCUCGGCCUCGCCGCGUUCCUCCCAUCCGGUGUCAUGAUCCUGGGGAAAACCUAUCGACCAGGCCCGCGAAAGAACUUUGUCUUUAGUCUCUAUGGUGCCUGCGCCGCGCUCGGCUUCUUCAUUGGCAUCUUCUUCUCCGGUCUUUGCAGCCAGUACCUCACGUGGCGGUGGUAUUUCUUCAUUGGCGCCAUUCUCUCCGCCAUCACCACACUGUCUUCAAUCUUAUACAUUCCGCGUGACUUGAAAGAGACGCGAGGGAACGGCGCCACCAUGGAUUGGGCUGGAUGUGCAUUGUCUGUCGCAGGAUCCGUUCUUUUUGUCUUUGCUAUCGCCCAUAGCUCCUAUGCCCCGGAGCAAUGGCGCACGCCAUAUAUCCCCGUCUGUUUCGUGCUCGGUGUUGUAUUCCUAGGGGCUUUUACGUACGUCGAAGGAUGGGUGGUCAAGAAUCCACUUCUUCCUGGUGACAUUUUUGCCGUCAAGUAUAUGAAGCCGCUAGCGAUUGCUCUGCUAUUCCUCUACGGCAGUCUCGGGGUAUUCCUCCUCUACGCCGUCCUAUAUAUGUCCGAGUACAUGGGCGCAACCCCCUUCCAAAUGGUCGCCUGGACGGUACCCAUGGCCGUCGGCGGUCUCAUCCUCUCCUGCAUCGGCGGCCUAAUCUUCCACCUUAUCUCCGGCACAAUCCUGCUAAUGAUCUCCUGUCUCGGAUACCUCGGCUCAGGCCUCUUCUUCGCCGUCGUCCCCCUGGGCGGGAACUACUGGGCGUUCGUCUUCCCGGCCAUGAUCUGCGGCACAAUCGGGAUAGACAUCUCCUUCAACCUAGCGAACAUCUUCAUCACGACGAACAUCGCCAAAGCGAAGCAGGGUAUCGCUGGCGCGCUGAUCAACUGCACUCUUCACAUGGGCAUCGCGGUCAUGCUGGGCUUCGCGGAUAUUGUGCACACUGAGACGGGGUAUCUGGGUGCGAGGGAUAGCUACAAGGCGGUGUUUUGGUUCGAGGUUGGGCUUGCGGCGUGUGGGUUGGUUCUUGUUGCGCUGUUUGUUAGGAUUAAGGAGGCCAAGAGCGAGUUGACGAUUGAGGAGAGGGAGGCGCUUGCUGCGGAGGCGCGGGGCGAGGAUACAGUCCAGGAUGGGGUUUGA
This is a messenger RNA of Aspergillus mulundensis, 1566 nucleotides long. RefSeq names its product putative MFS multidrug transporter. Gene Ontology annotation, biological process: transmembrane transport. The transcript has 3 exons. The record is from RefSeq and is a predicted model, not a curated record. Bases 1 to 1566 code for a protein of 521 amino acids. Gene Ontology annotation, cellular component: membrane. Lineage: Eukaryota; Fungi; Ascomycota; Eurotiomycetes; Eurotiales; Aspergillaceae. Gene Ontology annotation, molecular function: transmembrane transporter activity.